AUGCCGCCUCAUCUCUCAACUAAAAUCAUCCCCCAACAAACAACCCAAACUAUCUGUACCCUCUCCACCCAAUCCCUCCCUCCACCAACGCUUCCUUCAAAAGCUUCUAGAACCUUCCCCUCCGGACCCACAGCUUCCUUCGUCUUCCCAACCGUUGGCUACAAGUAUCGGUUUUUCGGCCAAGAUGCUGAGACUGCUGCUAGAGUUUUGGGGUAUAAAGUUGGUGUUGUUAAGCAGACUGAGACUGCUUCUAUUAAGGCCCAUGGUUUGAACCGGGGUGGUCCGUUUUGCAGAGGCUUGUCGGCGUUGUAUACGAAGGCGAUGUUGGAGGCGGCUCAGGAUUUGGGAGGAGGGGAAGAUGAGUGUGGGUCAGUGAGUAACUACUUGCUGUGUGUUGUGGAGAAGAGUAUUUUUGGUGAGAGGAAAUCUAAGUCUGGUGUGGAGGGUGGGUUUGAUGUGAGAAUUGGGAUUGUUGGUGUGGAGAUAUCGACGAGAGAUGUUGUUUAUGGAGAGUUUGAUGAUAAUUUUUUGAGGAGUGAACUUGAGGCUGUUGUUGUUAGCUUGUCUCCUGCUGAGUUGCUUCUUGGGGACCCUCUUUCCAAACAAACUGAGAAGUUAUUAUUGGCUUUUGCUGGACCCUCCUCAAAUGCUCGUGUGGAGCGUGCCUCACGAGAUUGCCUCACUGAUGGAGGCGCCUUAGCUGAAGUUAUGACCUUGUAUGAAAACAUGUGUGUUGACAGUCCAUCAGAUUCAAUGCAAGGCAAUGAAUUGACUGAGCAUAAAAGUCAGCAGAUGGAAGUCAAGGAGGCCAUGAACCUUCCAGAUUUGGUUGUCGAAGCUUUAGCUUUAACUAUUCUCCAUUUGAAGGGAUUUGGUUUUGAAAGAAUUCUGUGCUCAGCGGCUGGAUUUCCACCUCAGAACAACAAUGUACUGAUAGUUACAACUUCUUCAAAUCAAGUGUAUGCAUUUGAUGUAGAGGCCAGACAAUUGGAGGAAUGGUCAGUGCGGAAUACAUUUGUUCUUCCCAAGAGAUUUCACGAGUUUCCGGGUGAAGUCAUUGGACUUUCAUUCCCUCCCUCUGCUCGCGUCGAAUCUCAGCGUUCAUGUUUCGUGCAAACAACAACAACUCCAUCUCCAAUUCCAUUUUGGUGA
This is a messenger RNA of Vicia faba (fava bean), 1152 nucleotides long. The record is from the annotation of a GenBank genome assembly. NCBI's taxonomy places the organism in Eukaryota, Viridiplantae, Streptophyta, Magnoliopsida, Fabales, Fabaceae.